UAUGGGAUGCUUUCUGGUGAGUGGGACGAAGUCUUUGGGGUCAAUUCACUGCCGUGCUUGAGCUGCAAAUUCCUUCAUUAAUUCAUCAUCUCAAACAUGCAUAUUUAGCGAUUCUUGUAUUGUAAUUCCCAUCCUCUUUUGCCCAAUUAAAUUGCAGUGAACAGUUGGCGUUCAUAUCGAUCGCGGCUGUUUCUAUCUUUCCGUUUGUGGCCUUGUAUUUCCUGUCUCAUCCCGCUGUUUCUGCUCUUGAUAACAGCAAUAAUAACAUCAAGAUUAUAAUUUCACCAUUUUUUUUGCCCCCAUGGACAUAAUACGGAUGGUUCACCGAGUAAAAAAUGACACCCAAAAAUGAAGGUUUGAGUUAUGGCAGCCGCAGUAUGAGAGUUUCAACCUCUUGUGGGGGUGGCUCCUUGUGGGCAUUAUGCACUGUACUUCCUACUUGGGGGCCACCGUAUACCGUGAUUAACCCCUCUCAUGUGUGCGGGGCAAUGUGUGAAGGGCUCUUAAGGUGCAGGAAAAGCUCUCCACUUAGCCCUCCCGCACAUGAUGAGUAUUUCAACUACACAGGCUGUGAUGAUUUCAAUUUGUACUACAAGAAGCAUUUACCAGAUGAUCAUCACAACGUUUCUGCUUCUGCCGAUUCUUUCCAAGGCUGCGACACCAUUCUUCUGCCUUUGACUUCGACGCCAUCUAAAACUAAAACUGAACCUGGUGAGAACGAUGACGAUCUAUUAAAACUAUUGAAUGGUACCAUCAACUCAAAAUUUCACUGCACAGCAAAAAACGGGCCAAACCUCAAACUGAUCCUUCCCUAAGUUGCUAUUGGUGGAUCGAGAACUUGUAUAUGAUGGUUGGCCGCUUGUUGGAGAAGUGUCACGAUGAUCGAGGAGGGGGAAAUCCCGUGCCUAUAGGUGGGGCUGUGCCUAGAGGUGAGGCAUGAGGGGUUGGACCACGAUCACGUCCCUACAGGUAGGGCUUAGCCUACAGGCGGGGCUAAGACGUUUCACACAAGUGCCGGCAAAGAUAAUGGUGACUUGGGGAGACUUCCUGUUAUAUUACAUUUUGCUCUUGCAUGCACUGUUUCUUUCUUUCUUAUCACUCACUUAGAUGUAAUAAUCUAACUCAAGUGUUUCAUACCCCUGGGACAUUCA
This is a messenger RNA of Diospyros lotus (date-plum), 1151 nucleotides long. RefSeq lists its product as uncharacterized. The transcript has 4 exons. NCBI's taxonomy places the organism in Eukaryota, Viridiplantae, Streptophyta, Magnoliopsida, Ericales, Ebenaceae. Bases 336 to 815 code for a protein of 159 amino acids. The record is from RefSeq and is a predicted model, not a curated record.